Macrobrachium nipponense is the source of this 9267-nucleotide messenger RNA. RefSeq lists its product as uncharacterized. The record is from RefSeq and is a predicted model, not a curated record. The transcript has 2 exons. Gene Ontology annotation, molecular function: DNA binding. Lineage: Eukaryota; Metazoa; Arthropoda; Malacostraca; Decapoda; Palaemonidae. Gene Ontology annotation, biological process: DNA integration. The coding region runs from base 4337 to 6136 and encodes 599 amino acids.
AAAACAAUAAUGUUCGAAUUGAAAAUGAAUGUUUUCCUAAAUGUUAUUACUAAUGUAAUUACACUAUUACUAUUAACAUUUCUAAAAGGUUAAGAAUGACAAGUGCUGUUAAGUGUAACUCAAUGUUUACAUUUCUGUUGGCCGCUCAACUACAGUUGAUGUCAAUGAUGUGGGAUUAUUCCAUGAAUAGGCUAUAUAUUAUGAAGAUAUGCCAAUAAUAUAUAAGGUGAGAAUGGUUUUAUUACCUUUAUUGUCAGUUAAUAUCAUAAUGUGAAUCUGUUCAUGCAUUUGUUGGUUAUCGGAACCGGACGAGGCUUAGCCUACCAUGGAUUCAUACCAGUGAUAUAGACUGAGAAGUGGUCCAAGGAAAACCCCGUGAUUAACUGAAUCCGUGAUUGCUGAUCCGCGACUAAGUGAGGCCCCACUGUACCAAUCACGACGGGCCCUAGGCCCAGUCGGCCUACUACCCAUGAAGUAGUAGGCUACACAGCCUUCAAUAGGUGUCCAUCUCUGAUCGGGUUGGUGGCCAGACGAUCACGAACGACCACCCCACAUACCACCUUCCCCCCUUCCCCCCCACUUCCUAGCUCGGCUCUGCCAGACGCUUAUAGCUCGCGGUUCUAGUAGUCUUAUCGAUGAACGACCGCUCAAGUUUUCACUUAAGUGGGGAAGAGAGGGGUGGGAGCGGUGGGGUUACUGGUAUUUUAUGUAAUUCCUUGUCUCCGAGUGAAUAGCUCCGCCGGUAAAGCGGUCUAGUAUUGCACCAACCGGCAGACAUCGCUCCAGAUUGUACAUUUAUACAGCUCCGCCGCUCAGUGGUCUCUCCCUCCAGUUGUCCUCCUCCGGUUACGGAUUCGGGCUAGGAGUUACGCUCCCCCCACUAGAGGCGGGCAGGUUCGGAUAGAGGAAUUACCUUCCCCUGAUCCGCCGCUUCAGCCCGUUUCGCCGUCAUUACUUAGGACAAUGAGAAAUGAGACUUUGGGUAGGCUAAGCUUUGGGGACUGCACUGUAGAUAUCUCUGGACCUUUAAGGUACCGACGGAAUGUGACUCACCCUCACAUCCGCUACCGGAGUGUUGCACUAAGUUGCUGCAGCUCAGUUUCCAUUCUUGUGUUGUUCCCCGCUCCGGUGGGGACAGUGGAUGGGUCAGGUAUUCGACUACGAUAAUGCGUAGCCUUCUGAUUUAGCCGACCGUAAUAGAGAUUAGGUCCUUCCUCUUCUCCGGUCCGGCGGAUCUCAGAUCCCAUAUACUGAACUUGCAGCUAUAUUCCAAGGACGGAAUCGGGAGCAGGCAAAUACACCCAAAGAAUUUCUUUGUUCAUUCAGUGAGUUGAAAUCAUUAGUGAGCAAGUCUUGAACCAAUAUCUAGGUUAAGGUGCAUGCUCUCGGAGUUAAUGCCGGCCCCUUGGGCUGAUACUCAUAAGGGAUUUUCAAUUUACAGAUGGUCCGUUGCCAGGCGGAAGGGUGCUCCGCUUCCCUUGGCAAGCCCUACAGCCAUGUAGUCUGCCGCUCGCACGCGAAUUGUGCCAUGCAACUCGAGCACUAUAUGGUCUGGCAUCCGGAUGCGUGCACCGUCUGCUACGAGAUGGUGUCCCUUCUUACUGAUGAGCAGGCUGCCAAUGACGCCCGACAUGAGGCAAGGGUGGCGCUGAGAGGAUGGGUCUGUGGAUUCGGGAAGAAUGCGCCGGCGGGACAGGCGUACAUCCUGGAUGCAGGAUUGUGCUCCCUUCUGUACAAGGGGGCCACGGCUACGACGGCUGUUCCGGCGCAUGUUGCCGCCCCCAUCAUAGAUGCCAUCCGCGUGGCGACAAUGCCCAUCCCGGAAGAUCAGGAGGACUUGAUGGCGGAAGAGGUGGCGGCCAUCAGCAUUCAUCUGGAACCCAUGGCCACUGAGGAGGAGGUAGGUGGGGAGGUAAGUGAGGCAAGUAGUCUACUAAGUCCUACUCCUUCUUCCUCUUCUUUCCUGGACUUCUCUAAGCCCACCCCUACUUGGAAAGGAUCGCUUUCGGUCGUUCCCAAGAUUAAAUUGGUAAGACCAAAAUCCCUUCCAAAGGGAUCAAAACCGACUCCGUCAGCGGUCGACUUCUACCGCCAAGUCACCUGCUGCCAAGGAUUCUCCCCCUCCUAAGGGGUCGAGAGCUAAAUCCACCAAACCCAAGGCGACGGAGUCCGGAUUUGACUGAGAGGCCUUCACUAACCUUAUAAUGACGAAGGUUAGCAAUGUGAUUGACAAGAGGCUUGAGUCGAUAUGACUCGCCUCGGGCUCAGAUACUUCCGGCCAGGCAAUAACGUCUCUGACCGAGAGGAUCAGGCCCCUGGAGGAUAUGUUGACCAGAUUUCUCCACUCCGGAACCCCGGCGCUAUCUAUGACAUUGCUGGAUGCGUCAAAGCUACCGCCAUUUGACAAUAACAACCCGUGGCGGUUAGCAUUGCAUGCCCCAUUCUUGGAUGGGAAGUUGAUAAUUGAAGGGUGCGGAACCUGGCUGCUGGAGGACUUUGAGCUCUUCCCACCAGGUCUCCAAUUCCCAUUCCCUGGUUUUGUCAGACUAGCAGAGCAUGCGCUAGUCAGAGUAGACAAGGUCCCAAAGGAGACAGUGAUCUUCCCUAGCGACCAAGCUCAAGCUGUUUGGGUUCGCACCCUCUCUGACUGGGGGUGCGUUAAUAAUAGACUAACGCCACAUAAAGGUAGCUUUACGAUGUUUGCGACCCCAGACAGAGUUCCGUCGCCCUGUACAUCCAAGGUGGCGGAAAUAACUUUGCAAGCGAUGGUGGAGGAUAAGCCCCAACCAGUGCUAAAAGAGACAGAGGCUACCUCUCUACUCUUCCCCACAGGUAUGGAUUUUUGGAACGAUGCUCCAGCUACGUUUACAGCAGGUAGACUUGACCCGGAUUGUGCUUCCACCCUAUUCUCUGAGAAGCUACCUAGGAUUCCGGACCACUUGGUCAAAGCAGAAUUUGAGGCAAGGACCAGACUAGGAAGAUCUAUCAACUCCGUCACUGUGGCGGAGUUGGUAGCAUCAACAUACACCAAAGAACAGUUGUUCCGGGUCCUGACGAAAGCUCUACUACAGACUUUCCAAACGGACUUGUACGACUUCGGGAUGGCAAGACGAGCAUGCAGGAAGCACGUCCUGGUGGGUGCCUCUAUAAGGCAUGAGCCUAAUAGGCUCAUAAAGUCAUCAGUAUGGGGAGAAAAUUUAUUCCCGAAAGACGAAGUCAACAACGUCUUUCAUCAGGGGGACUCCCUUUCAAACGGAAGUUUGAGGGCCCCGGACACCAAACCAGACCCAAGAAGAGGCCAAGGAGAUUUAAUCCCUACCAGGCCUCCCGUCCUCAGGCGGUCGUGCAAGCGGUUCCAGUAUCCCAGGUUUGCAAGCCUUCAACAUCUAAGGCUCAACCGCAGCAACAGUUUGUCUUAGUACAAACUCCGCCGGCUGAACAGCCUUCAACUUCCACAGCCAUAAUGACCUCCCCAGCCUUCAACCCAGCCUAUGAAGCGUGGGAUCUAUUUCGCAGCUACAAUAGGCAUGCCGGAAGUAGCAGGGCCAGAGGUGGCUCCCGACUACGAGGCGGACCAAGGGGUAGAGGCUUCCGUGGAGGUAGAGGUAGCAGACCUGCAGCCAACCAGUGAGAACCCGCAGGUGGGAGGGAGAUUAUAUCUCUUCCGGGACCAUUGGACCUUCAGUCCAUGGGACCACAGUAGUCUCAAAAGGUCUGAGGUGGAAAUGGGAGAAAGGGCCCCCUUCGCCAACCAGUUUUUAUUAGAUGCCAACGCGGACCUUAUAGACUAUACCAAAGAUCUCCUGCAGAAGAAGGCUAUAAAGAAAAUAAAACGCCUAAAGUUUCAAGGACGUGUGUUCAGUGUCCCAAAGAAAGACUCGGACAAAAGAAGAGUGAUUCUGGACUUGUCCCGUCUCAACUCAUACAUUCAUUGCGACAGGUUUCGCAUGCUGACCGUCUCACAGGUGCAGACCUACUUCCCCGUGGGGCCGUCACCACCUCUAUAGAUCUUACAGAUGCCUACUAUCAUGUUCCAAUAGCAAGGAACUUCUCUCCGUACCUAGACUUCAAGCUAGGAAAGCAGCCUUACUCAUUCAGUCAUGCUGUUCGGGCUCAACAUUGCGCCCAGGAUAUUCACCAAACUAGGAGAGACGAUAGUUCAAGAACUAAGAACGCAAGGGGUAAUGUUAGUAGCCUAUCUAGACGACUGGCUCAUUUGGGCAGCCAGUGUCGACGAGUGCCGCAAAUCAACAGCCAAGGUGAUAAAAUUCUUGGAAUUUCUGAGUUUCCAGAUAAACAAGGAAAAAUCUCUGCUCGUUUCGGCUUCCCGCUUCCAAUGGCUGGGAAUCCAAUGGGACCUAAACAAGAACAAACUAUCUCUACCAUCCAAAAAGAUCAAGGAGAUAGCGAAGGCUACGAAACAGUUCCUCAAGAACAAAAAGACUUCUCGACGUACCCAAGAGAGGAUCCUAGGUUCGCUACAGUUUGCGUCAGUGACGGACAUCCUAUCGAAAGCCAGAUUGAAGGAUAUCAAUUGAGUCUGGAGGAAGAGAGCCAACAUCAAUCUCAAGGACAAAAUCUCGGUAAUUCCACCCAUUUUAACAAAAAGGCUCCGUCCAUGGAUGGAAUGCUGCGACCUGGCCAAGUCAGUACCAUUGCAAUUCCCUCCGCCGUCUCUAACUAUCCACACGGAUGCAUCUCUGAGCGGCUGGGGAGGCUAUUCACAACACAAGAAAGUCCAAGGAACGUGGUCAGAUAUGUUCCGCCAGUUCCACAUCAAUGUUCUAGAAGCGAUGGCCGUUUUCCUGACCCUGAAAUGACUGACUCCGGCCAGGAACAGUCAUAUAAGGAUAGUCUCAGACAGUUCAGUAGUAGUCCACGGCAUAAACAGGGGAGGCUCCAGGUCAAGCAAACUAAAUCACGUCAUGAUUGCGAUAUUUUCGUUAGCAACGAAAAAUCAUUGGCACUUGUCAGCAACUCACCUGGCAGGAGAGAAAAAUGUUAUCGCAGAUGCACUUUCCAGGACAACUCCGCUGCAGUCAGAGUGGUCCCUGGACAAAAAGUUGUUCCAGUGGAUUUGCAAUCAAGCCCCGGACCUUCAAGUAGACCUAUUCGCCACGGAAUCCAAUCACAAACUACCAUGUUACAUGGCACCCAACCUGGACCCUCUAGCUUACACCACAGAUGCAAUGUCCAUAAAUUGAAACACUUGGCAGAGGAUUCACCUGUUUCCACCAGUGAAUCUUCUGAUGAAGGUCCUGCACAAGCUAAGAUCUUUCACGGGACAGGUAGCAUUGGUGGCUCCCAACUGGCCAAAGAGCAACUGGUUUCCGCUUCUUCUAGAACUGAAUCUCCGGCCCAAACAGAUCCCCCGUCCAGAACUGACACAGGUAGUACAAACUCAGACUGUGUCAGCUUCCUAAAAAACUCUGAGUGCCCUAACUUUAUGGACUUCAUGAAGUUUGCAGCCCAAAAGGAUGCUAGUAUUGAUCCACUAAACAUCUUAUUCAUAGAAUCAGAUAAAAGAGAAUCAACGCUCAGGCAGUAUGAUUCAGCAGUGAAAAAGCUGGCUAAUUUUUUAAAAGAUUCAGAUGGUCAAAAUAUGACUACAAAUCGGGCAAUUUUGUUCUUUAGAACUCUAUUUGAGAAAGGCCUAGCCGCUAGUACCAUUACUACGGUCAAAUCGGCCUUAAGGAAGAUUUUUCAGCUUGGCUUUAACAUUAACUUGUUAGAUUCAUACUUCUCUUCGAUUCCAAGAGCAUGUGCACGCCUGAGACCAAUAGACCGCCCUCAAACGGUCUCCUGGUUCUUGAAUGAUGUACUUAAAUUAGCCUCAGACACUGACAAUGAGACAUGCUCUUAUAUAACCCUUCUCAGAAAGACCUUAUUCUUAAUGGCCCUGGCUUCAGGUGCCAGAAUAUCUGAACUCUUGGCUCUCUCUAGAAAUCCAGAUCAUGUUGAAUUCCUCCCGUCGGGUGAAGUAUUACUAUCCCCAGAUCGGAAAUUCUUGGCUAAGAAUGAGGACCCACAAAACAGAUGGGCUCCAUGGAAGAUUAUUCCUCUGACACAGGACGCAUCAUUGUGUCCUAUAGUUACUCUUAAAUCCUAUCUGGCCAGAACUUCUGAAAAAACUUAAGGCCCCCUUUUCAUUAGGGAGAAAGGUGGUACGAUCUCUGUUAAAGGUAUUAGACAACAAAUACUCUACUUUAUUAAACAGGCCAACCCGGAUUCAGUCCCACACGUCCAUGACAUCCGGGCAGUAGCUACCUCCAUUAACUAUUUUCACAAUAUGAAUUUCGAAGACCUGAAGAAGUAUACGGGUUGGAAAUCUCCAGCAGUAUUUAAACGCCACUAUCUAAAGAACUUAGAGGCCCUUAAAUUCCCAACAGUGGCUGCAGGGAGCAUAGUCUCCCCUGAAUUACCGAGUCUUAUCAAUUCCUUUCCUUAGCCCCUUUUUGUCACUCCCUUUCCCUUAAAUACUCUCUCCUUCCUACCUGCCUCACUCAUAUUCCCUGCCAACCCUCUCUCUUCCAGGCCGGGCUGGUUGGUUGCCAUCCCGUCACUGGAACUUGUACAUAGCAUUGAGACCAUAUUGGUAUCACUAACAUGUCUGUACAUAAUUUAUUGUAUAUUGCUUCAGAUACCAUUCUGUUAUAUUAGUUUUAUUACUAAUCUUAAUCUCUAGUUUAAGUCCUAAUUAGAAUUAGUAAGUUGUCCGCCCUAUUACGGCGCAUUAAAUUUAUUAAGAGAAACUUAGGUUUCAUUAUCCCUUUUAUAUACUUGUUUGGUGUCUGUUAAGCUUGGAUGGCAAUUGUCUGAUACUUUUUCACUGGCAGACACAGGUCGAACCCAGAAAAGGGAUUUUGACAAAGGAAAAAUCUAUAUCUGGGGGAAGACCUGUGUCCGCCCCGUAAACCCCAUCCCUUCUCCUAGUCCCACCCUUAGCCAGUCCAAGCUUGUGUGUCUAUUCCAGGAAUGAAGAUGGGGGCCGUGUAGUAGUAGUAGUAGCGGGUGCGAGCGGAAGGUAAGAGGAGUAACCGUUGUAACGGCACUCGCCGUGGGAGGGAUUUUGAAAGGAAUCCUCUAAUUGGCAGGAAGACCUGUUGGUAGUGGCUUCCACUCGCCCUAGUGCUAUACCGACGCCCUUGGGGUGAUCGAGCUGAAGGUAGUAACUUCAGCAUACCAUGCUAGCCUUUUCUCUGGUAUAUUUAGGAUCUAUUUAUACUUAGAAAAGUGAGCUACAGGAACUUUUCACCGGCAGACACAGGUCUUCCCCCAGAAAUAGAUUUUUCUUUUGUCAAAAUCCCUUUACAUUACUACAGUGGUCCCCCCGUAUUCGCGGGGGAUGCAUACCAGACCCCCCCGUGAAUAGUUAGAAUCCGCGAAUGUUUGGAACCCCUAUAAAAAUACUAAAAACAGCCUAUUUUGUUAGUUACAACUCAAGAAAAACCCACUAAAAAUUUUCCUACAUGGUUUUUUUAAUAGUUUUAUCACAAAAAGUGCAUUUUAUGAUGAAAUCCAUCAAAAAAGCCAGGAAUUUGUGGAUAUUUAUCAUAGAAAAAUACCGCGAAUGCGUGAAUUUUCCGUGAAUAAUGCAGGGAAACGUUCCCGAGAGAAAUCCGCGAAUGUGUGAGUCCGCGAAUCUGGAGAACGCGAAUACGGGGGGUCCACUGUAUAUCCUUACUCGCUAUGUAGAAAAGAUCGGCAAGGGCAUAUACCGCUAAAUUUAAUAGUAAGUCUUAGCUGAAGUUGAGGAAAGAAUGUUGAUCUGCUAAUGUCUAUUAUUGUGCCUCGGCAACGUGGAUGAAACUCUCACAAACUUCGGUAUAAUACAGCUACUAUCCGACUUACAACCUGCUCGACAUACGACCACUCGUACUUACAACCUUACUUCAGACAGUUGACCAUUGAGACUUGGCACUGUGCCAUCUCAUGAGAACUCUCAUCACUCAGGCAGCAUCAGUUUGAGUUACCCUGCCCUAUCUGCAGCAUCAUUUGGUUUUAACUGUACUGUAGACUGAAUUGCAAACCAAUUUACGUAAGAAUCGACUUCUGACAUGCAUGCAAGAACCUAACCCCAUUGUAACUCAAUGCCUGAUUGUACGUAAUAUAUACUAUUACGUAAAUGAUUAAAAUGUAUUAGUAGAAGUACAUUAUGGUAAAAAGAUUGAAAUAAUGAUUGUACAUUACAUUACAGUACUAAGUAGGCACUUUUAUAUAGCAAAGGUUUGAUAGUAUACCCUACCCAGUAUGUUGGCCACUUUCUAAGGUUCGACUUACAUCCAUUCCGACUUACAACCAGUGGGUCGGAACCAAACUUGGUUGUAAGUAGGAUAGUACCUGUACCAUCAAACUCUACUGUAAAAAAAAUUUGAGAGAAACAUGUUUUAAUCAAACCUGUUGGGCAUGAAAGAACACAUUUUACUGUUUUCACUCCAAUAAAAGAUAAAUAUGUAAAGUUCUGAUGAGACGAAAUGAAGAUAUGAACGGAAUCUGUUGAUUUUUGUUUAUGCAAUAAACAUGCCCUCAGUGCCAUCUGCUAACGAAAAAAAUAACUGAAUUUCAUUCACAAACAACACCUUUUUAAGUGAUAUUUCGACUUGGAAAACACUUAGUAGAACGUAAAAUAACCAUGACCCUUAUAAAUUGAAUAUCUUGAGAUUCAUUUGCACUAACUAGAAGCAAGGAAGUAGCUCUGAUUUGAGUUCAAUACAGCAAAACAAACUUACCUUGCAAUCAUACUCAGCUGAUUUCCAAACCAAAACAUUCAUUGCUAUGUUUGUAUUUUAUAAUACAAAGAAAUAGUAAUGUGAAAAUACAUAAAUGUAAAUUGCCUAAUCCGUUCCAAGCCUUACAAAAACACCCCAGUAAAUUUUAUAAUAAAGCUAAAUUGACCAAUAAACAAUGAAAUACUACAACAAUUUGGACUUAUUCAAUACUUAACUUAAUACGUACUACUAAUAUGUACCUGUAAAUAAAGUGUAUUAGUGUACAAUGUAUACAAGAAGUACUGUACAUACAUACGUACAUAUGUAGUAAAAUGUGGAACCUUACCUUUCGAGUGAGGCUAUCUCCAAAAGUGGCGACAGAGGAGGAGGACAAACGGCAGAAAAUUUAUUACGUAGUACGUACACUUAACUUAACGAAACACAUUAAAAAUGUCAGGAAACAUAAACUAAACUUUACAAAACACAUUAACAAAACCGUAACACUUAACUUUACAAAAAACUUAAAAUAAAAUUUUUUAUUUUUACAUUUUUUUUUUAC